GAUAGGUUGAGUGCACUACCAGAUGAAGUUAUUUGUCACAUACUUUCCUUCCUCGGGACAAAAUGUGCUGUGAGGACCACGAUUCUGUCAAAGAGGUGGAACAACAAAUUGGACUUUGGUUCCCAAUCUAGACUUCGAAGACGAGGAGUUCUACAGACUUGUUCAUUUUAAAAGGUUUGUUAAUUGGGUCCUUGACUUUCGUGGCUCAUCAAACAUCCAAAAGCUCAAACUUGAAUGUUCGCGUGAUAUCGACUUUGAGUGGGAAUCAUACAUUGAAAAGUUCAAUGCUGAACGAAGGCGUGAUAGAUAUCACUCUCAUAUUUGGCGCUGGAUUGACACUGCCAUUGGGCGUAAUCUUGUUGAACUUGACCUGAAUAUUGAGUUCUUUCCAGACGGAAAUGAUUUUGGGUUACCUAGGAGCCUUUUCGAGAGUAAUACACUGGAGGUAUUGAAGCUUGGGUCAAAUUUUAUUCUCAGUUACCUUCCUAUGCCAAGGAACUACUUCCCAAGCCUCAAGAUGCUAAAUGUUUCAGUUCACCAUCCUCACAAGUAUUCAAUGGAAAAGUUUUUUUGUCACUUUCCAGUACUUGAAGAUUUGGCUAUAGAUGGAAUUCUUGGGCAAAAGGAAGAUUUGAAUAUCAACAUCUCUGCACCUAAACUGAAGACGUUAAGAAUAUAUUUGGAGGUUGACAAAUGUGAUUAUCAUGAGCACUGUUUUUACAUUAAAGCUCCAAAUCUUGAAAACCUUGAUCUCAUGCAAGAUAAUUUUAUAAAUUUUACUUUGGAAACUCCAAACUCCCUAGUCAAAGCUGAAGUUGAUCUCAUAGGGCGUUAUGCAGAAGGAAAUCCUGAUCAUGCAAUUGCACUUCCUGAAGGAAUUUCCAAUGUCAAGUACCUGUCUCUCAGAGAUAAUACUUUUGAGGGUUGUUCUCUGCCUACUUUUGGUAACCUGAACCAUUUGAAGCUGUGUCUUUGUGAUUGCAAUUACGGGAGGUUGCUAACAGAGUCGCUCAAGAAGUUUCCUAAUCUGGAAUAUCUUGACAUUGAAUAUAGGUCCCUAAGUCAGAAAGAACUUUAUCUACCGGAGUUUGUGCCGUUUUGUUUGUUGUCAUGUCUCAAGACUAUCUCUAUAAGGGGGUUUGAGGGACAUCAAGUUGAGAUGGAAGCGGCCAAGUACUUGUUACAGAAUGGUAGAGUUUUGAAAAAGAUGACAAUUGAUACUUAUUCCCUGCACAACAAAAUGGAGGUGUUGUAUAAGGAAUUUUUGAUGUUUCAAAGGGGUUCACUGAAUUGUCAAGUUGAAUUUGUCGAAAUGAAAUAGGACUCCUUCAAAGUUCAAUUCCAGGUUUGUUCUAAGUUGUACAAGCACCGUCUUUGGUAAUAAAAGAUGAAUACUACAUUCAGUUUCAA
Messenger RNA from Rosa rugosa (rugosa rose), 1410 nucleotides. Its product is annotated as putative FBD-associated F-box protein At5g53635. The record is from RefSeq and is a predicted model, not a curated record. Bases 488 to 1321 code for a protein of 277 amino acids. The transcript has 3 exons. Lineage: Eukaryota; Viridiplantae; Streptophyta; Magnoliopsida; Rosales; Rosaceae.